Messenger RNA from Nymphalis io (European peacock), 621 nucleotides. RefSeq names its product 23 kDa integral membrane protein-like. Bases 1 to 621 code for a protein of 206 amino acids. The transcript is spliced from 4 exons. Lineage: Eukaryota; Metazoa; Arthropoda; Insecta; Lepidoptera; Nymphalidae. The record is from RefSeq and is a predicted model, not a curated record. Gene Ontology annotation, cellular component: membrane.
AUGGCCGCUUUGGUCAAAAUCGUUCAGGACAACAACACCGAAAUUCAGCCAAAAGAAAUAUGGCUCGCUGGGGUAGCAAUGAUAGGCCUGGGAGUGGCAAUCGAACUACCCGUUCUAAGAGUAUCAGAUCUCUUCGAUGACUCAACAAUAAUCCAGAUGGCACCCGUCAUAUCGAUCGUUGCCGGCUGUAUCGUCUUCGUCGUGAGCUUCUUUGGAUGCUGUGGGGCGAUUAAAGAAAGCCAGUGCAUGCUUGUUACUUACGCUUUCUUUAUGAUACUCCUCGCAGUAUUGAAAGUAACUCUCAUUGCAUUGAUUGUUAUCAAACACGACGAUUUCCUGGACGGCUUAUCUCGACUGCUUACAGAGUCGUUUAUCAAUGAUCCAUUGGACUUCCAGAAUAUCGAGAGAAUAUUCGUAUGUUGCGGCCCCUUGGGUCCUGCUUCGUAUCUCAACGUUACGUUGCCGGAUUCGUGCUGCCUUCGACCUGUUUGCACUGUUCUAAAUUCUUUCAAAGGAUGCGAUAAAGUAAUAGAGGACUUUUUCUACGUGAUUGGCUUAGCGACGAUUAUUAUUGCCGGCAUAGUAGCUGUCUUUGAGGUAAAAACAUCAGUAUUUACUUAA